Messenger RNA from Nymphaea colorata (pocket water lily), 3033 nucleotides. RefSeq names its product rab GTPase-activating protein 22-like. The record is from RefSeq and is a predicted model, not a curated record. Gene Ontology annotation, biological process: activation of GTPase activity. Lineage: Eukaryota; Viridiplantae; Streptophyta; Magnoliopsida; Nymphaeales; Nymphaeaceae. The transcript is spliced from 13 exons. Gene Ontology annotation, molecular function: GTPase activator activity. The coding region runs from base 196 to 2211 and encodes 671 amino acids.
AUUCCUUUUUUACCGAAGGCGAAGUAGAAUCUGCCUUUCAUCGCAGCACAUGAAAGUUCACUUGAUGAGAGAGGAAGGGGGAGUAAAAGUAAAUUCAAUAUCAUGGCAAUGGCGAGAAGGCCGAAAUGUUUGUGCCCAUUUCAGGACUUGAGAACAUCCUGAAUCCCAAAUUGCCUCCGGGAGAGGUAGGGCGCGAUGUCCAUCGACGGCGAAGAGAAGCCAUGGAUGUGCGGCGCUGGCGCCGUGAAUCUUCGGCGGGUUGGGUCGAUCGUUCGAGAUAUUGGAGAGCCCUGCCUUCAGCAUUCACCUACUAAGGGGAAAAAAAUGCUCAAACCAGGAAGGUGGCAUGCUACUUUUGAUAGUGAUGGAAAGAUAAUUGGUUUCAAUAAGAUCCUUAAAUUGAUAAUUCUAGGGGGUGUGGACCCAUCCAUAAGAGCAGAAGUUUGGGAAUUCCUUCUUGGUUGUUAUUCUAUAGGCAGUACGGCAGAAUAUAGGUGGCAACUGAGAAUGGCUCGAAGGGAGCGGUACAAUGAUUUACUCAAGAAAUGCCAAAUGAUGCAUUCAAGCGUUGGUACUGGCAGGCUUGCAUAUGCUGUUGGUUCCAAAAUAAUGGAUGUAAGAAAGAUGUCCUGUGAUCGACACCAAGAUAUACAUACUGUCAACUCAGAUGCUUCUCAAGAUGCUUCAAGUGAAAUAAAGAGACCUUAUGAAGUGAAUAAUGAUGACAUGGAUUAUGCAUAUAAAACAAGUUGUUUAGGUGGUUCUGCUAACACUGCAUGUGUCAAGGAAAGAACUGACUAUGCAGGUUAUGAUUCUCCAAAUGAAAACUAUUCUUACAGAACAGGAGAAAUGUUUAAAUCGGAAUACUCAGCGGAUUCAUAUUUUGAUUUUCCACCUCUGCCUGUAACAGAUUUAUUCGAAAAGAGCGAAAGGGAUGAUAAAUUAUGUGAAAUAGAAGAAACUACAUUUGUAACACAACCCAGAUGGAUGGUGAACAAUGAAGAUGCACAUAAUGUUCAAAUGGAUAAUAAUAUAGAUUUGAUAAGAGAAGAUAAAAGAUUUGCCAAUUUAGAUUCUAGAUUGAGUAGUUAUGAGGACUCCAACUUUGACGCCCAUCAAAUGGUGCAGGCAAAGAACUUGGAAUGUCAGAGAAUUUCUUGUGACAAAAUUGGAAUACCUUAUGAUGGAGAAAUGACAAUAACGGAUGCACAUGGUUCUUGUGAUGCAAUCUCUGAUGAGGGGAGGGUAGCUGAUUGGCUUUGGACGCUUCACAGAAUUGUGGUUGAUGUAGUGAGAACUGAUAGUCAUCUCGAAUUUUAUGGGGACACAAAAAAUAUUGCUCGGAUGUCAGAUAUUCUAGCUGUCUAUGCAUGGGUGGAUCCUGCCACUGGCUACUGCCAAGGUAUGAGUGAUUUGCUUUCUCCGUUUGUUAUCCUCUAUGAGGACAAUGCUGAUGCUUUCUGGUGUUUUGAGAUGCUUCUUCGCCGAAUGCGGCAAAAUUUCCAUAUGGAAGGACCUACUGGAGUUAUGAAGCAGUUAGAAGCUUUGGGACGGAUCUUGGAACUAACAGAUUUUGAGAUGUUCACUCAUUUAUCAGUGAUAGGUGCUGAGAGCCUUCUUUUUGCAUUUCGAAUGCUCCUGGUGCUUUUUCGUCGGGAGUUAUCAUUCAAUGAAGCACUUUCCAUGUGGGAGAUGAUGUGGGCUGCAGAUUUCGAUGAAGCUGCCUCUCGUGAACUAGCAGAUAAUUGCCUUGAUCCACUCAUCUUACGUCUUCCACAAGAUGCUGCAACAUGUACAACUGAUGGAAACAAUAAACAACAUUCAAAAAACUCACCAACUGCACACUCUAAUGCAGAAGAACCUGUAUGUGGGGUUGAUGCCUUGAGGCCAAUCUCCAUGAUUCCAUUUUGUGGGUUUAAGCCUAGUAAUUUCUGGACAAGGAACCAUCAUUGGCAGACCAACACACUUGCCUUUUCACCCUUAAGGAACGGGGAUGAUGAUUUGGCUGUUUUUUGCGUGGCAGCGAUCCUGAUUCUCAACCGUCCAAAAAUCAUUAAGCAAGCCUGUUCCAUGGAUGACGUAAUAAAGAUGUUCAAUGACAAGAAGCUUGAAAUCAAUGUGAAGAGAUGUGUAAGAUUGGGUAUGAGGCUAAGAAAAAAGUACUUUUACAAGCUUAUGAAGCAGUCUAGCAAUGGGAACACAGAAGUAUGAGAUGUAGGUCAUACUUCUCAUUGGUGUGCUGUCAGGCAAAUCUCAAGUUACAUCUCCAAAAUUUGCUGACAAUGAUGAAUUUGAGAACUACAAAUUCAUUAAAUAACAGUUUGCAUUGGAAUAAAUGCAAUGAGCAUAUGAUUAGUUAAGGAAUUGAGCUGGAGAAAUUCUUGUUUAAACAAUUAGGUGGAUUUCUACUGCGUUCGUCCUCCUUUGCAAGCUAUGCAGGUCCUUUUUUUAUGAAGAUGCCAAGGUUCUGAAGUGAGCCAAUUCCACACCUUUCAGGAGUUGAUGGAUUGGAAGCACAAAAUCAAGCAUCAAUAUCAUGAUACAGGGUGAACGAGCAUGGGAAUGCUUUUCUCUUAGUGGCAUGUUUUUUUGUCUAUAUUCUAUUUGCUAUAUCUGCUAUAAUAACUUGUCAGCUUCUGUACAUAAUGAAAUUUCGAAAUGCACUUGGUUGUCAGUUUAAUACAUAGUUUCUGAAUAACGCAGAUCCUAUGAAGUGCAAGAAAGGAAAUUCUUUCCCUCUGCUUCAACUUUUAUGCAGUUAAUAUUAUUUACGACAAUAGCUGACGGGGCAUACGUGAAAGGAGAAUUUGUGCUAUACUCUUAGGGAUAGGGGCAUUUGUCCUUGGAGUUCAAUAGAUUAGGCUUUCCUUUUCCCCUCAGAAAAAUUUUGUUGGGUAACUUAGCUAUUUUGUACCUGGGCUUUGUAUUGUUGUAAUAGGCUUCGACAUGGUCAAGAUAUGAUUCAAGUACAUGGUUUAAUGGUUAUUACACAUUAUCUCAAUGGUGCUGCUGAAUGCAGGCUUUCUUCGCAUA